AAUUUUGAAUUCCGGGAUCUUCCCUCGUUUUUUUGUCUCUUCUGUCUUUCAAAUUUCAAAAACGUUUUACCUCGCCUUGCUCCUACCUGAACAUAAAAACUAGGGUUCUUAUUCAGACGAUGGGUUGUUUCUUCGCAUGUUUUCGUGUUAGAGAUGACCGUCGGCCUCCAAUCCAUCUCCUCUCUCAACCAAUCGCUUCAAACCCCAAGGAUCGUGAGUCUGGAGCUAGAAAUCAUUUAUCGACUUUGCUACUUUUCGAAGCUGAAGAUAGAGAUCAAUCGCCUUGUAAGGACAGGAAAUGCGGAGUUCUAGGUUCUGCUUCCCCUAAUUUCAAUUCGACGGAGCUGAAAGCUGAGGCUAAGUUUCUCAAAGCUUGUGGUACUUUACCACAAACUCCAGUUGAAAUUCGGAACAAUGAGAAACUAAAAGAUUUAGAACCCCAAAACAAAGAUACAAAAUCAUCAACAUGUCAUUCAUGGCUUCAAAAUGAUAGUCUUGAAAAGCUCAAACUGGAGAAGCAAUCCGAUUUGCAACCUUCUGCAAUCAAACUCUUUGAAGAAUGGGACAAUAAAUCAGAUUCUUCAUCACAUUCACUAGACAGUUGUGUGACAGGACAUGCCAAUCAAGCACAGAGUCCUACUGCUUCAUCUACUCCUCCAGUUGCAAACACACAGUUCAGAAACAAAACUGUUCGAUUUAAUUCUGAGAUUGAUGCAUCUUCAUUUUCAUCAAGUAGUUCUUCAUCUGAAGUUACUUCCCAAGAACCAAAUUCAAAACAUUCACCUUACCCUACCCCUCUCAGCUUAACCAAUGAUAUGCAAACACCUGGCACUGUCUUCCAUGCAUCUUUUCAUAAUAAAGAAACUGGGAAGAAACCAAGGAUCAGAUCUCAGUAUGUGAUCCCAGUGCUAAGCCCUGUGGAAAAUGCCACUCAGUUGAAGAAACUCGUGGAAGAAAGUUUUAGCUCUGAUGACUCCUCAACUCAAUUUGAAGAACAUUAUAAGUCACAAGUCGAAAGAGAAGAAAAAGAGUUAAAUGUGGAUACAAGUUUGUCUUCAUGGCUACCACCAAAGCAGAAUCAUCAAGGCUCCAUUCUUCCUAAAAUUGGCAAAACUCCAGGGGAUAGACCGAUACUAGGGAUGGUUGCAGCUCAUUGGAAUGCUGAUGAAGCUGCUUCUUUCCCACCCAAGUGGUGGGAUGGGAAUGGAAUCCCCAAUUCCACUCAUAAAUACAAUGAGGAUCAGAAAGUUAGCUGGCAUGCUACACCUUUUGAAGAAAGAUUAGAAAAGGCUUUAUCUGAGGAUAAGCUCACUGCUGAAAGGAAGCAACUUGGAAAGGUGCCACUGGUGGAUAUGGAUGAGAAAGAUGAAUGUGAGAGCACUGGAAGAACACUGCAAUCUUGUAGUCGUUUUGAAUCUGGUUAUGUUCUGAUCAACAGUUCUUGACUGCUGUAUGGUGAUGCCAGUUGUGUAUGGAGGUAGAAAUGUAAAAGACCAACAAGUGUUACUAUUUGAAAAACGAGGGAACUUAAACAAAUUGUAUAAAUAUAAAUGUAACUGAAUCAUGGGAUUGGAUUGGAUUAGUCUUAAUCCUUAAGACUUUGGCUAUCAGGAGUAGGGACCGUAUAAAUCUAUGAUUUGUCA
Lactuca sativa (garden lettuce) is the source of this 1643-nucleotide messenger RNA. RefSeq names its product protein JASON. The record is from RefSeq and is a predicted model, not a curated record. Gene Ontology annotation, biological process: male meiosis II. NCBI's taxonomy places the organism in Eukaryota, Viridiplantae, Streptophyta, Magnoliopsida, Asterales, Asteraceae.